UUAAAAACCUUCUCCAGGCACAGGUCGGUGCGCCGUCUCCCAGGACAGAGGCUAUGUUGUCUUGUUGAAAAGCUAUGAGUGCUCGGCAUGAAAGGAACCGCUCCGGGUCUCUGUAUAACCGAGGCCAUUAUCAGGGGAUGGGGAAUCGACACGGGCUGUUGGAACACUGCUGGUAUUUCUUCCUAUUAGAGGUCGCGGAUAUAACGAACCUUAUCUAAUCCAUGGUCAGUCCAGAUCCAGUGAGAAACCAAAAAACUACUUUCGAGAGCUGGAAAAUCCACUCGGGUCUCUCGGGCUGGCCAAUGACACAGAGGCUGCUGCCAAGCUGGCCAAUGGGAAAGAGGCAAUUUUUUUCUUGAUCAAAAUGAAGGCACUACUCAUUGCUGCUAUUCUCUUGGUUGGACUAUUGGCAAUGGGCAGCGAGGCCAUUCCAUCAAACCGCUGGUCCUGCUACAAGAAAGUCUUGAAGGACAGGGACUGUCGCAAUGUUGGAAUCUCCAACGGAGUUGCGACCAUGCGACCCAUCGAUUCCCUGCAGAACCAUUUCUGGGAGGGGAACAAAUGCGACAUGGUGUGCUACUGUAACUUCAGUGAGCUCCUCUGCUGCCCAAGGGAUGUCUUCUUUGGACCCAAAAUCUCCUUUAUAAUUCCAUGCAAAACCAUCUGAGCCAUCAGUCGAUUGAAUGGACAGUGAACACGGACGGUGCAAUCUUCUGAAUUGAAACAAGAGUAAAGAGUAAAUGGGGCCAACGGGGAUGGGCCCAUCCAAUCCGGACUGCAGAAUUACAUGCAUUUCAUUCUUCACUUGGAGACAGCUACAACAACAACAACAAGUUCAGAAGGCUGGAGCUAAAACAAAAGCACAAGCUUUGAAACUGAAAAAAAGAGUCCCCCCUUUCACAAUACCUGGGCCUACAAAUAAAAUGCAUUAUUUUCAGUCUCAAAUACAGCACCCAGUAUAUUUAUUAUCUGUGAAGACAAUUCAAUAAAUGCAGCCCGUGUCCCACCUUUGCCAAGGUUACAGUUCAACACUUGUAUACCUGACUUGGCAGACCCUUCAUUUGGCAUUCGCAAUGAUGUGACACUCCCCCAUUAUCUACACCCAAACGUAAACCGAUCUCACUAUUUGGCAAUAGUUGUAGUACAGUAAUACCACGAGUGUGCCUUUAUAUUGAGUUAUUGCACAUCCAAAAAUAUGAUUCAAUAGUUAAUAGUAUGCCAUUCUUGAGAGACAUUGCAUUUUAUAUUCAAGGCUAUUAAAUGUCAUAAAUGUCAGCAGGAUCAUAAAAUGUGAUGUUGUGAUGAGCUUAUGAAGCGUGAUUUUACAUGGAUGAAACAAGUAGGCUGUACAACUGUAUUGUAAAUGUCUUUGCAAAAGGAUUAUAGUAUUGUGUGUGUUACUAGGCCUAACUAACUAAGUCGCUCUGGAUCAGAGCGUCUGCUAAAUGACUAAAAUGUAAAUGCAAAAUGUAAUUAACAUAGCACUACAGAUCACCUAGACUGGUGGAGCUGUUUUAACAAGUUGUUCUACUGCUCCAUGACAUCUCCCUGUACUUAUCCAAUGAUUUUGUAUCAAUUACAACACUGUAUGUGAGAAUAUUAAUAAACAGAUCGGUUUGAGUGUUA
Messenger RNA from Salmo salar (Atlantic salmon), 1626 nucleotides. The record is from RefSeq and is a predicted model, not a curated record. NCBI's taxonomy places the organism in Eukaryota, Metazoa, Chordata, Actinopteri, Salmoniformes, Salmonidae.